CUAAUGGUUUUUGAUGCUGAAACUGGUUGAGGAUGUGAGCCUCUAGCUCAAAUGCAUUUUGGGUAAUCUUAGUGGUUCGCGUGGGGAGGGUAUGUUCAAGCGCUCGACUUCUGCGUCCUAGUAGUAAAUAAACACACAAGCCUUCUUUAUCAGUUAACACAAUCAGACCUGGCAGCUAGCGAACAGCCGUAUUCUGUCUCGUGCUGUGAGCUAAUAGCUAAGGGAAGCUAACACAUUCUUAAACACGUCGCCGGCGACCCAGAUCUGUUGGCAAUCGGAAAGGAAGCAGAUUUGAUCCAUCAUCUAACGGGAAGGAAACGGGGUUGAGUGGAGAGGGAAAAUGGACAAGCAGUUUUUUGGAGGAGUUGCCGGUGGAGAUAGCACUGCGCAGCCGGGAGUAGCGAAUCGAAACAACAAGCCUCGGACGCUUGCCACCUCUGGAUCGAAACAGGAUAGCUUGGAGACAUUGGACAGUCCUACAGGUUCUCAUGUAGAGUGGUGUAAGCAGCUGAUCGCAGCCACCAUCUCCAGCCAGAUAUCAUCUGUACCCCCAGACACUGCAUCCGGAGACUGCAAGGUUUGGAGGAGGACAGAUCUCCCAAGGGUGUCCAAGAGGCCUGUUCUGAGGGACUCUAUGGAAGGGGGACAUAUUUACCAGGGCAACAGUGACUCUGAGCUUCCCCCCAAUGCUUUGGCUCCAAGAGACGGAAGCAAGCAGGUCCAGAUGGAUGAGGUUCCGCUGGUACCGGGAGAGACCAUCAAGGCUGUGGCCAAGGAUGUGAUGUACAUCUGUCCCUUCACGGGCUUGGUGACCGGAACCCUCACCAGCACCAACUAUAAACUAUACUUUAUCAGUCUGGAGAGGGAUACUCCGUUUAUCAUGGAUGUGAACCUGGGAGCCAUCAGCCGUCUAGAGACCAUCAGUGUUCAGAGUCAUGGAGAGAACACACGGGGCAUGGAGAUAGUCUGUAAGGACAUGCGUAGUCCCAGGUUUGCCUAUAAGGAGGAUGCCAGCCAACCAGAGAUAGUGGAGGUUCUAGCCAAACACACCUUCCCCCUAUCAAAUGACCUGCCCCUGUUUGCCUUCCUGUAUAAGGAGGAGUUUCCUGUGGAUGGGUGGAAGGUGUAUGACCCCAUUGCUGAGUACAAGAGACAGGGUCUCCCCAACGAGAGUUGGACCAUCAGUAAGAUGAACAGUAGUUAUGAGGUGUGUGACACCUACCCUGCCCUGGUCGUCAUCCCCAGCAGCAUCAAGGACGACGACCUCAAACGGGUGGUGUCCUUUAGGGCUAGGCACCGUAUACCGGUGUUAUCAUGGAUCCACCCGGAGAGCCAGGCCACUAUAGUCCGUAGCAGUCAGCCUUUAGUCGGCCCCUCUGACCGGCGCUGUAAGGAGGACGAGCGAUACCUCCAGACCAUCAUGGAUGCCAACGCUCAGUCUCACAAACUCACCAUCUUCGACGCCCGGCAGAGCAGCGUGGCAGACAACAAUAAGGCUAAGGAUGGUGGUUAUGAGAGUGAGAGUUUCUAUCCAAAUGUAGAACUCAACUUCCUUGAGAUCCCCAACAUCCACGUGAUGAGAGAGUCACUGAGAAAACUAAAAGAAGUGGUGUACCCUACUAUAGAUGAGGCUCACUGGCACUCUGCAGUCGACCAGACACACUGGCUAGAGUAUAUACGGCUGCUCCUGGCGGGUGCGGUGCGUAUAGCUGACAGGCUGGAGUCUGGGAAGACCUCUGUGAUGGUCCACUGUAGUGAUGGGUGGGACCGGACGGCUCAGCUCACCUCUCUGGCCAUGCUGAUGCUGGACAGCCACUACCGCACCCUGAGGGGAUUCCAGGUGCUGCUGGAGAAGGAGUGGAUCAGCUUCGGACACAAGUUUGCCGCGCGUGUGGGUCAUGGGGAUGAUAACCAUGCCAACUCAGAGAGAUCGCCUCUCUUUAUCCAGUUUAUAGACUGUGUCUGGCAGAUAAAUAGACAGUUCCCUGCAGCGUUUGAGUUUAAUGAGUUGUUCCUGAUAACCAUUCUGGAUCACCUCUAUAGUUGUCUGUUUGGUACGUUCCUCUACAACAGCGAACAGGAGAGAGUGGCCAAGGAAGUCCAGACUAAGACAGUCUCUCUAUGGUCCUAUAUCAACAGUCAACCAGAGGACUUCACCAACCCGUUCUAUGUGGACUAUGAGCACCACGUCUUGUACCCUCUAGCUAGCAUCAGACACCUGGAGCUGUGGACCGGCUACUACGUACGAUGGAACCCCCGUAUGAGGCCACAGAUGCCGGUGCACCAGAACCUGAAGGAGUUGUUGUUCCUGAGAGCAGAGUUACAGAGGAAGGUAGAGGAGUUGGAGAGAGAAGCAUCUUCAUCACGCGGCUCUCUCUCUUCUUCAUCAGAACACACGUCAUCACCCUCACACAGCGGGGGCACGCCCCUACACACCAUUGUCUAAUACAGUACACACACACCACCGUCUGAUACACACACACACCUGAAUGCAGUACCCAACACAGAACUGGACACAGACAUGUAAUCACUUGUUUGUUCGUCUUCGUAUUCCUGAAUCAGUUUUUCACAUCAAGUGUUUUUAUCAUAAAGAACGAGGAAGAGUUUUACUUGAGAAAAUAGGUACACAGUUGUCAAAGUUUCAUAAUUUUUUUGUAUUUAAAUAAGAGAAAAUAAAUGGGGUAAUGAAAUUGUUGAAAAAGUAUUGAGAGAAAGAAAGCACCAUAGAAUUUUGUGCGUAUUUUGUCUAACAUAGAAUAUGUAAAUAUGAAUAGAUUGAACUAACAUAUUUCUACCUACCAAAAGUAUUAAACACCUUGCCAUUGACAACAGUUUCCAAUAUUAUAAAUAUGUUGAAUUUAAUUCAUAGACGAUGUGUAGAAAUAUGAAAUAUCAAGUGCACUUUUUUUAAACUAACACAUUCGAGUAAGCAUGUUAUCAACUUGAUCAUUAAGGACGCGUCCCAAAUGGUACCCUAUUUACCCUGAUCAAAAGUUGUACACUAUGUAGGGAGUAAGGUGACAUUUGGGACACAACCUAAAUAAGCUGUCUCACUCUCUCACUACUACUACUUAACCUGAUCCAGCUGUGCAAUAACUGGUACCUUGUAAUAUAAUGUGUCCCCUCUUCCUGUCCGUCCCUUUUAAUGUGCCCUGACUGGAGGUUUACCUUUGUGUAUCAUGUGUUCCUAUCAACACGUUCCAUUGAAAGUCUGUGCAGUUUCUUUAAAAAAAUAAUAAUAAUCUUUGCCUUUCUA
This is a messenger RNA of Coregonus clupeaformis (lake whitefish), 3256 nucleotides long. Its product is annotated as myotubularin-related protein 1-like. The coding region runs from base 341 to 2446 and encodes 701 amino acids. The record is from RefSeq and is a predicted model, not a curated record. The transcript is spliced from 19 exons. Lineage: Eukaryota; Metazoa; Chordata; Actinopteri; Salmoniformes; Salmonidae. Gene Ontology annotation, molecular function: phosphatidylinositol-3,5-bisphosphate 3-phosphatase activity. Gene Ontology annotation, biological process: dephosphorylation.